Molecule: messenger RNA, 3384 nt
Organism: Branchiostoma belcheri (Belcher's lancelet)
Lineage: Eukaryota; Metazoa; Chordata; Leptocardii; Amphioxiformes; Branchiostomatidae
Exons: 7
Coding region: 264-2282 (672 amino acids)
Source: RefSeq, a predicted model, not a curated record
AGAAAUAGAAAACAACCCCCCAAAAGCCACUGACAGUGUUCACAAAAAUCGUCUGUAAUUGUCAUAAUUUGGAGGCUUCAAAUGUCAAAUUUUCCCGCAGAAAGACACCCCCCGCCAGGGGGUAUGACCCCUUUUCAAUACCCACAACCCCCUGCGCGAACACCCCCUCCAAAACGAGGCUGUGCAACUGGGGGAGAGUGUCUUUCAUUUCUGUCUUUUUCGUCAAAAAAAAUUUAAAAAACCCUCCAGAAAAACUGUCCGCAAUGGGGCGCAGCGACUACUGUUGCGUUUUAGGCUGCAUGAACAAGCGGGCACAGGCGACGGCGGUCACGCUGUACCGCUUCCCAGACAACCCCCCCUCUCGUAAGAAGCUGUGGACGGCCAACGUAGCCGCCGCCCGUGGCCAACCCAACUGGACCCCGAAGAACUCCACUCGAAUUUGCGCCGCGCACUUCGUCAGCGGGAAGAAAAGCAACAAGCCAGACGCCCCGAAUUAUGCUCCAACUCUCUUCGGCACCGACAACGUGGCCACUCCAAUCGGAACGGCACGGAAACACAAACCAGGGACUCAGGUUUCUGCCAAGAAAACACACACGAAGAAAGUCAAGAGCGAUGACCCAGAAUGGACUCCACAAGGAAAGCAGGGGAAACAGGAGAUGCCUCACUGGGAGGAUGAAACAGGUACUACAAAGUGGACGGUAACAAAGAAAGAGGAGCCAUUCUUUGCGGAGUCCCUGCCCACCAUGGUGCCUCUGAGCCGACCAGGGUGCAGCAAUUACAGCAACAGUGCCUCCCCUCCCUACGACCCAUCCAUGCACUCCCCCAUCGGCAUGGUAACAGACUACCCAAGCCUUCCGGCCGAAGACAACAGCCCUCUGCUUGUCGACAUCACCGCAGGGAAUGGUCACGCGGCCACGACCAGCUCGGCUGCUUUCGAUGAUGACCUUUCGCCUGUCGGUCACCUUAAGAUAACCAACGUCGAGAGCUUAAGGACUGAUGAAGAAAUGGUCGACCUGUCCGUCGACUUUGACACAAACUCGGAACUCAACCGACACCGUCCAGCCCGACUACACAGUGGCCAGGAAGACCUAUUUGAUGGUCAUCAGACUGAAAAUGCGAUAUUUGAUGGGCUCACUUCUCCUGUAGGCAGACACGGUGAGGACAGCCUGGCUGAGAAAGGCAGCGGGGAGGGUGUCGCUGGGCUUAUGCUGGUUAACAAAGGCAGCAGGAACGACCCAGUGUUUGUGGUGAUGCCCACGGCUGCGGAACAGUCCGAUCUCAGCCCACAGCCGACACGGACGUCUUCCAGGAAAAGGAAAAUGCCGCAGAAGUACGACCCGUCCGUGUUCGACACCGAGGAAGUCUGGCAGGAUGUGGGUGACAUUGGGAUGUCCCCAGGACUGCAGGAAGAAGACAACAGCCUGGGGGAGACCAACAAGCGACUGCGGCGGCUGGUGAGCGAGCAGCGCGACGUUCACCUGUCUGAACUUCUGCAGCUCCACGAGGAGAACAAGUACCUACAGGAGGAGGUCAUGCAGGUCAAACAGAUGCAGGAUUUCCGAGAGGAGAACAAGCGUCUGAAGAAGCUGGUCGGUCAGCAGAGAGACGUGCACCUGCUGGAGCUGCAGCAGCUCAAGGAGGAGCUUCAGCAGAUAAAACAGGCUUGGCAAGCAGAGGUAAGAGAGAAGAACGAAAUCAUCAAGAAGCUGAAAACCGCAGCCUUCUGCCUCGAUCUCAUCAAAGACGACGUCAACCUGUUCAACUUCUACACCGGAUUUCAGAACUAUGACAUCUUCAAGGCCCUCGCAGACUACCUGCGGCCGCAUUCCAACAGCAUCUACCACCAGUCAGAUGACAAGAACUCUCCCCCCAAACCCUGUCGCAGUCGUAGCCUGUCGUUUGACGAGGAACUGUUCAUGGUGUGUGUGCGGCUGAAGGCUGGUCUCCUCACACAGGAUAUUUCACACAGGUUUAACAUCAGCGCAGGGACGUGUUCAAGAAUAUUCAGACACUGGCUUCCGUUCCUGAAGGAGCGUUUGCAGGAGUUGUACGGUACCGAGACGCCGCCGCUGCACAGCGUACAAGCCAUGAAGACUAAGGUGUACCACAUAUUUGACGGCGGGCUGCCACAGAUGUUAGAGGACAUGGAAGAGACGCUUCACGACGUCUGUGCGUUCCUGUCGUCUUUUGACACGUCCCUUGUUCACUGCCACCAUGUCGCAGACAACAACACUGCUCACGAGGAAGACUCUCCUACCCAAAGUGCAUUAGAGGAAACAUGAGUUCCUGUCAAGUAUUUUGAACUUGGGCCUUGCAAUAAGUAGUAUUGAAUAUAUAUUGUGAUUAUUAUGUACAUUGUAAAGUUGGUAUGAUGUUAGUUUUAAUGUGACACAAAGGUGCAUCAUGACAAAUGUAUGUGCCUAGCUGUGCUGUUCACUGUUUAAAACUGAGGAAAUACCAAUUGCUUUAUACUAUUUGUUUUCUUCUGUUGUACAUUUUCUAUAGCUGUACACAUGUAUUUAAAUGUAUGACAGUAAUGAAAGUUGGUGGCAGAUGUGCUCUGGAAAUAGCCUUGAUGCCUGCACAUUAGACAACGGUUGUCACUGACAGCAGGAAAAAGUCACUCUUGUCAACACCACAAAUAAAAAUACCACAGAAAAAAAAAAUCUACAUGUUUCAUACAACACAUUUCAUAGUAGAGUUCCAGCUGAAAAAGGAUCCUUACUAGAAGACAUAUCAUCAUUCAACUUGUAGUACAACUGUUGUGAAAAGCAUGGUUUCAUCACUUGUAUUUACUCUUUUGAAGAACACUACUAGAAUCAUUGAUGUACUCAAGUUGUUUGUUGUAACGGACCCAGUUAUAAAAUGAAAACACAUUCCUCCUCCUCUGGAAGUUUAUGAUGAAACUAAGAGUGAGACUGUUUGUAGACCAUUGUAUAUUAUGUAUAUCAAGAAGCAUUAUAGUCAUAGAUUCAUACUGUAAAUGUUAUAUGUUAGGUACCUUCAGUAUGAUAUGUAGAAUACAGAGAAAAUGUUAGACAUCACAAUUGUUGGCAAUACCGGUAGUUAUGUACAGUUACUUUAAAGUCUCAUUGCUUAUCUGCAAGCAUCACUUGGUUCAGAUAAACUGACCAAAUGUAGACUCUCAAGCUGUAGAAGUUAAGCUGGUCAGAGACACUCUGUACUAACCGUUAUGUUGUCUUAUGUUGAUAUGAGUAAAAGUUCAUGUAUACUGUAUAGUAUUCUAAAUAUUUACACCAUUGUUUAAUGAUAUGGUUCCUUAUGGUUGACAAAAUAUGUCAGCUUGUGCAAUUCCAUUGAUGAAACUGUAAAAUGUGCCUCAGAAGUAAAAAGGUAAAGAAACACAAAAGAAAGUCUGGUGCU